Molecule: messenger RNA, 1524 nt
Organism: Heteronotia binoei (common prickly gecko)
Lineage: Eukaryota; Metazoa; Chordata; Lepidosauria; Squamata; Gekkonidae
Product: trypsin-like
Exons: 7
Coding region: 1-1359 (452 amino acids)
Biological process (GO): proteolysis
Molecular function (GO): serine-type endopeptidase activity
Source: RefSeq, a predicted model, not a curated record
AUGUGGAUCGGCUGGGGCAUCCUCCUUUGGCUCCUGGAAGUCAGAUGCUCCAGUGACGAGGUCACUCAACAACUGAGUCUGGUUCUGGAAGAAGAUCAACCUGCCCAGCUUGAGUGCUACCCUGCAAACGGACACAAUGCUAUGUACUGGUACCGGCAGGAUGCAGGGCAGGGUCCACAGCUUCUCUUUUUGUUCCAGAAUAAUCAGCCAAUAGACACCGGCAACCCUCUUCCACGUUUCACAGCUGAGUGGCCCCGGACAAGGACCUGUGAACUGAACAUUUCGUCUGUGAAGCGAGAGGAUUCGUCUGUGUAUCUCUGUGCGAGCAGCCUAGACACAGCACUUCAAAGAGGUACUAAUGCUGAGAUCACUCAACAGUCGAGUCUGGUUCUGCAAGCAGGCCAAGCUGCCCGCUUCAAGUGCCACCAAACAAAUAAGCACGACCACAUGUACUGGUACCAGCAGAAGGCAGGGAAGGGCCCGGUGUUUCUCUACUACUUCCUUAAUAAAGAAGAACAACAGGGAGGUGACGGUUUGGAGCAGUUCUCUGCUAUGCAGCCUGAGACGUACCGCUUGAACCUGACCGUUUCGCCUAUGAAGCAAGCAGAUUCGGCCGCUUAUCUCUGUGCCAGCAGCCAAAACACAGCACUUCAGACGGCUUUCCCCUUUGAUGACGAUGACAAGAUUGUAGGGGGUUACACCUGCCUGGAGCACUCCCUCCCCUACCAGGUUUCUCUGAAUGCGGGGUACCACUUUUGCGGGGGCUCCCUCAUCGACGAUCAAUGGGUCCUCUCAGCAGCUCACUGCUACCAGUCUGGCCGCAUACAGGUAAGACUCGGGGAACACAACAUAGAUGUGCUGGAAGGCUCAGAAGAGUUCAUUGAAGCCGAGAAACAAAUUCGCCACCCUGGCUACAGCCCGAAGAACAUGGACAACGAUAUUAUGCUCAUCAAGCUGGCCAAACCCGCCACCUUGAACUCCCGCAUCCGAGCCAUUUCCUUGCCCUCCAAGUGUGUUACAGCUGGGACCGAGUGCCUCAUCUCAGGAUGGGGGAACACCCUCAGCAAUGGAUACAACUUGCCAGAGCUUCUGCAAUGCUUGGAUGCUCCAGUCUUAACUGAUGCUGAAUGCAAGACUGCCCUUCCUGGGAAAAUCACUGCUAACAUGAUGUGCGUGGGGUACUUGGAUGGUGGCAAAGAUUCCUGCCAGGGUGACUCCGGUGGACCUGUGGUGUGCAACGGGGAGCUCCAGGGAAUUGUGUCCUGGGGGGUAGGGUGUGCUCUGAGUGGCUACCCAGGGGUAUACACCAAGGUCUGCAACUACGUUGACUGGAUCCACGAGACAAUUGCAGCCAACUAAAGAUCUGUCGCCUGUCUAGCAUGCUUAGGAAUAUUUGCUUGCUUAUUUAAUUGGCUGCAGUGUUGCUGCAGGAAAUGGGAUACAGAACAAAACAAAUAAAGGCAUCUGUGAUGGUACCAUUUGUUGUUGCCCCCGUUAUUAACUCCCGACAACCUUUUAAAUGUU